Molecule: messenger RNA, 1335 nt
Organism: Exophiala aquamarina CBS 119918
Lineage: Eukaryota; Fungi; Ascomycota; Eurotiomycetes; Chaetothyriales; Herpotrichiellaceae
Exons: 5
Coding region: 1-1335 (444 amino acids)
Biological process (GO): transmembrane transport
Cellular component (GO): membrane
Molecular function (GO): transmembrane transporter activity
Source: RefSeq, a predicted model, not a curated record
AUGUCGCUUGCUGAAUACUGCUCCAUCUGGCCUACCGCUGGCGGCCAGCAGUAUUACACUCAAGCGGUCGCGGUCGGCAAACUUCGACCGAUUUUGUCGUAUCUCGUUGGUUGGGCUGUCAUUGUGGGUGAGAUUUCCACGGGGUCGAGUUGCGCCGUCAAUAGCGCUGCGAUCAUCGCGUCCUUCGUGGAAGUUACUCAUCCUGAGGUCGAAUGGAAGCCAUAUAUGACCUGGCUCAUCUACAGUGGUUUCCUGAUCGCUCCUAUUCUCAUCAAUCUCAAGCAAACAUGGCUUCCCGCAAUGAACAUCUUCGGCGCCUUCUGGACCAUCGCGGGUGGCGUGGCGUGGGCGAUUGUGUUUGGUGUCAUGGCACCGAAGCACGAUGCCAAUUUCAUCUUCACACUAUUCAUCAACAACUCCGGCUAUGCUAGCAAAGGCUGGGUGUUCAUCAUGUCCUUCUACUCUCCUAUGUACGGCCUGUACGGGACUGACGGCAUGAUGCACUUGGUUGAGGAGAUGAAGGACGCGUCCAAGGAGGCCCCUCGCGUCAUGGUUUGGUCCAUGAUCUUCUGCAGCGUUACGAGCUGGCUAGCUGCACUGUUGUUGCUCUGGACGGCCGGCAAUUGGGAGGAUUACAUGACUGCUUCGCAGCCAUACAUGAACUGGUGGAUGGAUGUGACGGGCUCGGUGAUUGGUGGUGGUGUCUUCUGUGCUCUCGUCAUGAUCGGCUUGAACUUCUUCAUCAUCGUCGGGACAAACAAUGCCGGCUCGCGGCUUGCCUGGAGUAUGGCCAGAGACAAAGCAUUCCCGUAUUCCGAGUACUUCGCGCACGUCAGCACGAGAUUCCAUAUUCCCCUGAGAUGCAUGGUCGCCAUCUUGGUCAUUGACUUGGUCAUCGUGCUUGGUAAUGACCUGGCAUUCGAGUCCAUCAUCUCCGCCGGGGGGGUGACGCUUCAAAUCGGCUAUGCUGUGCCUGUCCUUGUGGUCUUGAUCCGUGGACGCGGAAUCCUCCCCGCGCGACCACAUUUCGACCUCGGCCGCUGGGGAUAUUUUGUCAACGUCGUCUCCGUCUGCUGGUCGCUCAUAAUCAUCAUCAUGUACCUCUGUCCGCUCUAUGUGCCAGUCACGGUCGCGACCAUCGACUACAUGAACUGGAGCUGUCUGAUCGUCGGCGCGACGGUCCUGUUCCCCGGUAUCUAUUGGGUAUGGAGGGCUAGGCAUCGCUACAUCAAGGAGACCAAUUCCGUCCUCGAAGAUAAUGUCGUCAUCAUCAACGGUGUCACUGUCAGUGGAAGUGAGGCGUUAAGGAAAGCCGCUCUGGCCGCAGAGAAGUAG